AUGAUGAGUAAUUAUUUAAUAAGUAUGCCAGUAAUUACAUCAUGAACAUGAAAACUGACCUAUAGCAUUCAAUAAGUCACGUCAUAUUUCCAUAUUUAUUUAUUUGUAUUGCCUUCUUCUCUGCGUAAGAAUGACUUCACAGAUUCACACGUUUUUUCAGAGUUUUUUUUUAGGGUGUCCUCUAAGAACGUAGCCAGUUGAAAGCGGGUGAAGUGGGUGGGCACAGACCUCUUCCUUUAUCCCAAAGUAUAUAUGGAAACGGACUUCUUUCAAACCGAGUUUUCUUGGGAGGAGAGAUGACUGUUCGAAAUAUGAGACCUCAGACAGCGAUGAAAAUAUACAUGCUCCUCACUGCUUCGAUUGCCUGGGCCAUCCAUGAUGUGCAGUCCCAUCAGUACCAACAUCGAGAUCCGGUGACGUUCGAGCUGCACCUGUGCGACCAAUGCCCACCAGGCACUGCUGUCAAGCGCCACUGCGGUGCCCACGGCCCCACUGAGUGCAGCCCUUGCCCGGAGAGGCACUUUGCGGAGCAGUGGCACUGGGGGGAGAGCUGCCAGUACUGCACCGCUGUCUGCAAGGAGAAGCAGCUGGUGCGGCAGGAGUGCAACAGCACCCACGACCAGGUGUGCGAGUGCGUGCCAGGCUACCACCUGGUGGUGGAGUUCUGUGUGCGCCACACAGCGUGCCUGCCUGGCAGUGGAGUCGUAGCCCUGGGUACGCCAGAGAGCGACACGGUGUGUCAGACGUGCCCCGAUGGCUAUUAUUCCAGCGUGGCGUCGGCAACAGAGCUCUGCGUCCCCCAGCGCAACUGCAGCCAGCUGGGCUUCAAGACCCAACAGCGCGGCACCAGCGCACAGGAUGUGGUGUGUGAGAACGAAGCAGUAGUCUCCACAGAGUGCACCACCCACGACAUGCAGUGCCACACAGACACCCUGCUGUGUGAGGAGGCCAUCUUCCAGUUCCUGGCAUCCCCGCGCCUGGCGUCCAUUCCCCUGGAUCGUCUGCUGGAGAGCCUGCCCGGGCGGCGCGUGGACUGGAAGAGCGUGGAGAGGUUGAAGAAGGCCUGCAGCCCGCAGCAGCAGCUCCUGCAGCUCCUCCGGCUCUGGAGGGAACAGAACAAGGACCAGGACAAGCUCUUCAGCAUCAUCCAAGGAGUGAACGUCUGCGAGAGGAAGGUGUUGCGUUGCGCCGGCCUGAAGAAUCUGACCCUGGGCGACCUGCUGGCAGUGACGCACAGCCUGCCCGGCGUGCGCGUGAGCGAGGAGGAGGUGCGCACGCUGGUGGUCUCCUGCUCCUCGCAGCAGCACAUCCUGCAGCUGCUGCACCUGUGGAAGAGCCGCAACAGCGAGCGCGACGUGGGCAAGGCUCUGGCUCAGGGCCAGCGGAGGCUCCGGGGCCAGGGCGUCUCCAAGCGCCUCCUCAAGAGCCUCAAGCGCAUCGCCCGCAUCAUCGGGGCCUCCACGAUGUACCGGCUGUACGAGAAGAUGUUCUUCAACAUGAUUCAGGACAGCACGUGCUUUAAAUCCAAAGCCUAUAACGACUAGGCCCUGACCAGAGUUCCAUAUGCAGAAUUAUUUAAAAGAAGUUGUACAUAGUUAAAUGACAAAGGAAGGGAAGGGUGGGUGUGUAUUUAGAGUGGGGUUGGGGAUUUGACGUGAGGACAGAAAAGAGGGGGGUUAUUCCUCUUCUUUUUAAUGUUUCCCUUUUUUUUGGUUUGGACUGCUCAGCUCUUGCAAAAUAGUAACUUUUACGGAAUUCUGUUCAAAUGCAAACAGAUAUUAGUUGACAUGAAUGUACAGUAAAGUGGAGUGCAAUUAUUAUUUUUUUGUUUAUUUAAGUUGUUUUUUUUUACCGGAAAGUUCUAGAGGCUUGUGUGUGUGUAUUUGUCAGGAGGCUGGACUCUGAAUGCUGCAAGUCACACAUCAACGUGUGUGCUUUUCAACCCAGUUUUUGUCUGUUCAUUGUGUACUUGAUUUUUUUUAACGUGAGGUGAUUUAAAUUAAUUUGUAUAAUUUGUACUAUGUUUCACAGAAUCAGAGGUUUAUGCCAUAUGAUGUAUUUGGCAGUCUGAAUGUAUACAGUAUAUGGUGACACCAUUUGAAGACAUGAAAUCCAUAAUCCUUUAUCAGAAAUGUUUCUGUUGUGCUGAUGGUCUCUGUGAAAUGGCAUUUUGAGCAAGUUGUGACACAGUCUCCUUCUUUUGGAAACAGACUGGAAAGCAAAUCUAUCACAUGACAUUUGAACUUAUGUUUUGUUUUUGUAAAUGCCUGGUAAUGUUAAUAUUUGAUCACUUAAAUUAAAUGUGUACUGACUAUUUUAGAGAGUUUCCCAAAUGUAAUUUUAUUCAUUUAGGAUUAAUAUUAGCUCAACCACUGAGAACAAAAGAAGGUGGAGGGUAGGGAGAUGAUGGCUGUUCCCUGAAGGAGGGUAGUCAAGGUAUCCUACGCAAAAAAAACAAGCUUCUGGGAGAAUCUUGUUUCCUCUUCACCUAUGAAUAAAGGGAACCGUCUCUCUGGUCAGCAGCACAGUGUGGCUACUGGUGAGUCAUGGCGCUAGUUGAAUGUGGUGGAGCGUGUGACAGGAAAGUAAGGGGUAGACCCGAGGUGACACAGUGGCCAGACAUCCCGGGGAGUUGAUGAGUCACGCUCUCGGGCUGAGUGCUUCUCUCUUAAGUCUUUAUUGAGUGAUGGAAUGGAGUUGGAGAGGUGUGUGAGCAUAGGCUGGUUGACUGGCACAGCUCAAUUUGGACAUUUCGGCAGCUGGAACAUUUGGUGCACAAAAUACUACGCUAAUUCUCGCUAAAAAACAAAUGCAGCGGACAUCGGUGAUUGGUUAAACAUCAAUUUUCAAAGACCGAAUGUGAACAGUAUUGGUCAUGUCCUUCUGGAAAUAUUUCUGAAGAAAUAACAUUUAUUUGAGGUCUGGAUCAGUGGGACAAUGCAACUGGACUGUAGCUUGUCUCUUCCCUGAAAAUCAUGCACCAUCAAGCCCUUCAGUCCUCCCCUAAAUAGUCUCCACCUCUCCUUUUUCAAUAAAGCCAUGAACCAUUCCAUGAGCAUGCUAGCUUUAUUGGGCUGCAACACCAUGCUGGUUGACCCUUCUUCACAAGCAAAACAAGGUUAACUGGUAGAAACACCCCAAAACCAGCAGGAGAAGGGGAGGUUCCAGACACUCCAGUAAGGUGCUUUUGUGUUAUUAGCUGGCUAGGCAUGUGACUUUGUUGACUGAUAAGGAAAUUUAAGUAGUCUACAAUUUCAUGUUAGCUAAAAUAGAAUGUAGAAUACUAUCUCCCUUCCUGAAUCUUAGCCACAGCUUUACAAACUUGUCACUCACACAUGUGCUGUUUUCUAUUUGAAUCAGCUUCACUUGGCUCCACUGACCUUACAAGGCAGUGGAUAGAGGAGACUGACAAUUGUGUGAAAUGGUUAGUCAAUCUUAGGACACGAUCUGAUUCUCACCCAAUCUGAGACAAAAAAAAAAGCAACAAAUACACCCAAGAAUGUCAUUAUGUUUUCAUAUGACCUUAUCAGUGAUCAGACAACACAGUCUGACUAGCUUCCAUUUGCAUUACUCUUUAAGUGGCAAUGUCAGUAACACACUUUUCUGCACUUGGGAAACCAAGUCAAAAACGUUAGAUCUGUUCACGCCCUUCUGCAGAUAGAAGUGUGGUGAAAUGCUUAAUCUUUAGGUCUGUCUUUUAUGUCCUUUGGUUUUAACGUGACCUUGUCCCCUGGGAGGGUAGCCAGUGAUCAGUGUCACACACUGAUCCCUUUGUCAGUGCUGCUUAAUCUCAGAUUGGAACAUUUCUCGACUGGAUGGAGCCAGCUCUAGGCAACGAUAGCCAUCAUGCAAAAUGGUUUUUGGAUGGAGUGCAAUCGUGUCUCUUGCUUGUCACGUUCAGUGGAGUGGUGACUGUUUUGAGUGUCCUGUGAGGAUGUGUUGUAAUCUGAUGGUGCCAUGCCUGCUGCUUCCCGCUCAUGGGUCAAUAUGCCAUACCUGUCUUGUAUAUGAUUUACAGAAUUAAAGAUUUCAAGAGUGCAAACCUAUCAACA
Molecule: messenger RNA, 4052 nt
Organism: Clupea harengus (Atlantic herring)
Lineage: Eukaryota; Metazoa; Chordata; Actinopteri; Clupeiformes; Clupeidae
Product: tumor necrosis factor receptor superfamily member 11B
Molecular function (GO): protein binding
Source: RefSeq, a predicted model, not a curated record